Molecule: messenger RNA, 6357 nt
Organism: Anopheles coluzzii
Lineage: Eukaryota; Metazoa; Arthropoda; Insecta; Diptera; Culicidae
Product: nephrin-like
Exons: 19
Coding region: 918-4019 (1033 amino acids)
Molecular function (GO): protein binding
Source: RefSeq, a predicted model, not a curated record
CCGCAACAUCAUGGCGCACGAGAGAGAGAGAGAGAGAGAGAGAGAGAGAGAGAGAGAGAGAGAGGGGGAAGAAGACAGCUCCGAUCCGUGCGAGAGCAUGCCAGCCGCAGCAACAGCAGGUUGGGUAGCGCCUGCAACCAGCAGCAUCGGGACGGGUCGCGACCACGGCACACGGCAGUGCUGUUUAAAUGCUGACGCGCUUCGGUUCGGGGUUUCGGUACGGCGUGCGUUUCCCGUGCCAAGAGUGCGCAUACACACGGGGUGGCUAAUUUAAGACGCGUUAAUCGAACCGCGUACUUGCGUGUACGUGUGUGUAUAUGUGAGAGAAUGUAUGUGUGCACCAGUUUGGAGUGAGUUUUUUUUUAAUUUGUUUGCUCUGCUACUAGGAAGUUUUGGUGCAGUUUAUGUGCAUGGUCAGUGCAAGGACGAAAGGUUUCAAAAGAUCGAAGCCUAGCCUAGUGUCCAAGGAUGUUGCGAAAACGUUCUUCGUUAACCGUAAUGCAUAAAGAAUGAAGAAAAGUGAUGUGAAGUGUCUGAAACUGCAGGUCAGUUUGGUGCAUGAAAGAUGAUGCCAGUGUGUGUGUGUGUGUGUAAUUGAUACAGAGAAAAUCCUCUUUACCGCUUUAACGUGAAAGAAAAAAAACACGCCCCUAACAAAGGUAAACGCGUUGAAAGGUGUAGAGGGGUGGGGAGAGCAGGUGCUAAGUGAUCCAAAACCCUGUACCAAUGGCUGGUGUUGUGUUUACACUGUGUCUUCUAUUGCAUCGUUAGAAUUGUGAGCUUGUGAGCGUAUACUUUUCAGUUUUCUUUCGUUUGCAUUAUUCUGUGAAAAGAAACGAAGUGAGUUUCCAGUUGGGAAGUGUACCACCAUCGCCACAUGCCACGUUCAAGAAGAAAAAGAAAAGUGUCCAGUGUGAAUGAUUAUUAGUUUGGAAAAGCACAAAAAAUUAAAAAAAAAUAAUAAUACAUAUCCCAACAUGGUGUCGUCUGUGGCCGGGCCGGUUGCCACAACGCUUCGACGGUGUUGUGCAAAAACGCUACCGGCGGCGCUGCUGUUCGCGCUUAUCGCGCUUUCCGGAAGGAUAAAACCCACCGCAGCCAGCAGUUCCAUCAUUGGCGACGAAAAUGGUCCACUAAUAGACGUCCAAACGGCGGUCGGGCUGGAUGUGUCCUUACCGUGCGAUCUACUGCCAACGACCAUGGCCAUGAUGACGGACAAGGUCUACCUGGUCAUCUGGUACAAGGAGGGCAACACGAAGCCAAUCUACUCCUUCGAUGCACGGGGCAAGAGCCUUCAGCAGGCGAUCCACUGGUCGGACGAGGCGGUGCUCAAAUCGAAGGCGUACUUCUACUACGACACCAACCCACCGGCCCUGCGCAUCAAGGGCGUCAAGCAGGAGGAUGCCGGUCUGUACAGAUGUCGGGUGGAUUUUCACAAAUCGCCCACGAAAAACUGUCGGAUCCAGCUGGAUGUUCUUGUACCGCCGGCGAAGAUUACCAUCCUGGACGAGCAGGGGGCGGCCGUGCUGAACAACGUCGUCGGACCGUACCGGGAGAAUGCGGACAUUAAUAUGACCUGCAUCUCGAGCGGUGGCCAGCCGGCCCCGAAGGUAACCUGGUGGCGGGAGCAUGCCCUGCUGGACGAUUCGUACCUCGUGCUGCCGGACGGUACGGUUAAGAACGUCCUCUAUCUGGAGAAGCUGUCACGCCACGAUCUACACUCGGUUUACACGUGCCAAGCGAGCAACGGUCACGUCGUGCCACCGCUUUCCAGCGCCGUCAAGCUGGACAUGAAGCUACCACCACUGUACGUGCGGAUGCAGGGCUUGCGGGAAACGCUAACGGCGGGCGUGAAGACGCAAGUAUCCUGCACCACAGCCGGCAGCCGGCCGGCACCGAGCGUUGUCUGGACGAAGGGAUCAUCCGUCAUCCGUGGCUCAUCGCAAACGACGUCCAACGACGGAAAUGUCACCGUAUCGGAGCUGGUGUUCGUGCCCGGUCCGGAGGAUAAUGAAAAAUCAAUUACAUGCUCAAUUAGCUACAGCGAGGGAGACGGUCCGACCGUACUGCUCAAGGAUACCCACGUGCUGAACGUCAAGCACGUGCCAGUGAUAUCGCUGGCGCUCGGGGCGCCCCUCAACUCGCAAAACCUGAUGGAAGGCUCGGACGUGUACCUCGAGUGCGACAUCAAGGCGAACCCACCGGUGAAGAAAAUUGAAUGGUUUCACAACAACAAGCUGCUACAGUCGGCACGCGGCAUUAUCGUGUCCAAUCAGACGCUCGUACUGCAGAGCAUCACCAAAUCCACGCACGGCGAGUACAUGUGCCGGGCGUCAAACAGCGAAGGCACCGUCAACAGUAAUCAGCUCUAUUUGGAUAUCAAAUAUCCGCCGGUGUGCAAAUCGGAGGCGCAAAUUAUCCGUGCCGCGGUAAAGCAAACGGUCAACAUAACCUGCGACAUCGACGCCAACCCGAUGCCAAAUCUGUUGUUCCGGUGGCAGUUUAACAACUCGCUCGAAAGUAUGCUCGAGCUGCCACCGUACACGAACGUCGAGUCGGAAGCGGCCAACCUGGCGCUGGCCGAGAUUGACCUCGAGACCAAUCACAUGGGCCCCAGCCUGGAGGAGAUGGUACGGAAGAAGCUGGAACGGUUAGAGCACUCCGUGCGGCAACAGCAGCUGCAGCAGCAGCAGCAACAUCAUCAUCACCUGCUGCACUCGGGCUCGCACAAGGAGGAGGUGCCGCUGGUCGACGGCCAGCUGUACAUGUACCGGGUGGACACGUUCAACAGCUUCGGUACGAUCACCUGCACGGCAACCAAUUCCUACGGCCAGAGUGGACACUGUGCCUAUCACAUACUGGUCGCUGAUGUACCCGAUCCCAUCAAGAGCUGUACCGUGUCGAAUGUGACCGCGUACACCGUGCACAUAUCCUGCGUUGCUGGCAAGGACGGUGGAAUACCGCAGCAGUUUCACAUCGAUGUGUUCGAGGAGUCGAAGCGAAAGUUGCUGCAAAGCGUCAGCUACCAGAGCCCCGAGAUGCUGCUGAAGAAGCUGCCAAGUGACACGAAGUUCAUCAUCAAGAUUACGCCCUACAACCUGCAAGGUACGGCACCGACAAGCUACCGAGUGAAGGCACAAACGCUACCGGCUCCGCUGUUAAGGACGGCUCCAUCGAAGGCCGUGCUCGUGCAGCUUACGCCCCUGCUGGGGGCUCUCGUCGGGGCCGCCGUGACACUCUGCCUGGUCGCACUGUGCAUCAUCGUUUUCGUAAAGUUCAAAACGAAGAAGAAGCACCACCAGACGGCCAGCACCGAGCAGGACAAGGGCAGCGCGGAACCGCUCAGCCGCAACAUCGGCAGCCACUCGAGCAUCGACGACAAGAACCCGGACGUGAUACCGCACGAGAACAGCGAGGACGACGACGAGAAGCAGUUCGAACGGUUGGCGCUGAAUGCGGACGGGCUCAAGUUUGCCGGACACACGGCCACCGCAUCGUCCGGUGCGUACUCGCCCACCCACCACCAUCUGAUGUCGCCGAGCGGGAAUGGCUUCAAGAAGUUCGGUGAGCUAUCGCUCACAACCAACCCGGGCUAUGCGAUAUACAGCUCGCCGAUACGGAGCUACGGUAAGCCGAGCCCUGGCCAGCAGCAGCAGCACCAGCUCGGCUCCCUGCUGCUCUCGACGACGGCGGGCCCCCAGGGCACCACCACCACGACGACGAGCGCACCGGCCGGCGCCAGCCUGCUGCUCACGUCCGGUGGCCCGGGUGCGGUCACCACGCUGCCCACGCGCACCUCGCCCAACAUCUACACAAGACUGCCGCUGCGCGACUUUACGCCGAACAGCUACGACAGCAUGCUCAGCACCUCGCAGACGACCUCCUGUUCGUCCUCGUCGAACGGUGGGUACGCGACGUCGCAGAUCUACACCGCCAAGAUGCCGCUGCUGACGACCAACUACACCGCGCUGGACAGUACGGUCGGGCCCGGGCUCGGUCUCGGCGUCGACAAGUGUUGAUAGUGUGUGUAAAAGGUAAGCCGUGGGGGACGGUGUGGGCACGGCACGUGUGUGUAGCUAGGGUAGCUGUGAAAAGCGACGGAACAUGUAGCCGCCAUGACAUCGAUCGCGGUCGAGCCGGUGCUGCCCGGGUGCUAACGAAUAGGGCAAUGCUUUCCGGGCACAAACGCGGCCUACGUCCUUCGUUUGUGGUUAAGUUUUUGCUAAAAAGCGCUUCCAAUUUUGCAUGCAAAAAGAUGAAACUGCAAACUGGAAGUGAAUUGCUACAACUAAGAUGUGCCAUUUUCACGAGUAGAAGAGGAAAGCAACAGAUAGAGAGAGAGAGAGGGAGUCACGAGAGAGAAAUAGAAAUUAAGGAAAUCCGCUGGCAAACACAGGGUAUACCAGGAAUUGGCGUAAUGGACAUUAAAAUCCAGCCGGACGAGAAACACAAACGCUCAAUUUUUAGUUCCAAUACUCUCCACUAUUCUUAUGUAGCAGAAGUUUCCGGAAUUAAGUUACUUUCACACUACACAAUUGAAGCUUAACUUAGUCUAAUUGGUAGUAAUUUGUUUUUCUUCACUCCUAUCACAAAUCAAGCCUAUUUUCAUACAACUACAACAACAGUAACUCAUCCUUAGUUAGUUUUAUGUUCAUUUAUUUCAACACACUGCUCCUUUGAGUUGUGAAAAGUACACGAAGCACGUGCGAGUGAACUGAUAAUUUAAUGAUUAACUGAGCUGAUCAAUACUGACGAAAAGCGGAAGAGGAACGUGCACGAUCACUCAAUUGAUACAUUUACUGCGCUACACUCGACUCGUGGUGGCCAUGUCAAACGGCUCCCAUAAAACCCCUUAUUCCUUCCCCAUCCUCUGUUAGCUCAUCGGAAGUGUGUAUUUACUCCACAAUGGACCGCUCACCCGGCUGCAAUGCCGGACAGUGGUAACUGUGGUGUGAAACUAACGCUCUUCGAUUUAUGUACAUUACAUUGACACCGCAAUUCGAUUCGAUUAUGUAGCCUGUUGUUGCCUCACCAUUGCCUUGUUCCUCAUAUCAUUCGUUUCGGUGCCAGUGCGACGUGCUCCGUUAAUUGGAACCUACAACCUAUUACAACGCGUAAUUGGGAAAGCUGUUGAACCACUGUUUCACUGUUUGUCUGUUAUCUAUGGAUCGAAGCGUUCACUAGCCCCUCGUCGGCCUGAAUCGAACGUUGUUUUGGAGAAUCAAAAGUAUUAUUUAGUUAAAUUUUUACAGAAACACACACUCUCCAGUUCAGAGUUUAUUUACGGUGCAGAGUAGUAGAAAUAGUAGUGUAGCGUAAUUGUAUGCGUGGGCAAAGGACGAAGGAUUGUGCGGGCUGCCCUCUCCGCACGUGUGUAACAUAAUGGUAGGCUAAGCUUAGGUAACAAUGCGAACGACAAAAGAAACGCGGAGAAGGACAGCAAGGGACAAUAAACAGAUAGCGCCCACGAGUUAUACCGAUAGAGUGUAAGUGUGCAGCAGCACACUGUAUAUAGCACCCCCUCACUUUGUACAUAUCCUAUGCAAAAGAUAGUCUAAAGAAUCAAUUGAACGUGUGGCGUGUAUAUCCAACCGGAACCGGCGCUGGAAGCAUACCCGUAGCGUAGUCAGUACUCAGAGCCGGCCUGAACCGCCGGCCUGAAAAACCGGGGGGAAACAAUUACCUAGCUAACGAUGUAGGUGAUGGAAGGUUAUUUUCAAAUUAAAAAGAGAAAAAACAAACAAAACAAAGUGAUAGGGAAGUCCCCUAACCAGCUAGCAGAACAUGAGUGAGUGAAUGUAAACGAAGAAGCGAAGGAGGAUGGGUGAGUGAGUAUUCCACCCUUUUUUCUGCCAUCGAAGCAUGGGGGUUUUAAAAUCGAAUCGAAUUCUUGUAACAAAUGCAGGUGCAAAAUGCCACCAACCAUGACAACAAUGCCAAUCAAGGACGAUUUCUUCAUUCAAUGUAUCGAUGUAUUCAAUGUUGAGGUGCAUGGUGAGUAAAGAGAGAGAGAGAGAGGCGCAAAUGAGACAAACCCCACAGCACCGGGUGGGUAUGAUCGUCCACCAAAAAAGAAUUAAUCAUCAAACGACAAGCAUUGAGAUCGCGCUAGGAGCUGCUUUUAAUUUGGAUUUUUUUCCGUUAAACACUAAUCAAUCGUUCAUAUAUAUGAGGGCGUACACGAUAUAAAGACGAAGGUGAGGCAGUGCGGCGGGGAACAGGAGUGGCAAAAUAAACAAAGUAAAACUAUUGUGCAGGGAAAGGGAGCGUUCGUUACGGAGAGUUUCAUUUUUUUAUGUAAAAAAAAAACAGAAUGGAAAAUAAAAUGAUGUACAAAUAAACAAGGUUUUUCAGACU